Messenger RNA from Uranotaenia lowii, 1685 nucleotides. RefSeq names its product fatty acyl-CoA reductase wat-like. Gene Ontology annotation, biological process: long-chain fatty-acyl-CoA metabolic process. The record is from RefSeq and is a predicted model, not a curated record. Gene Ontology annotation, molecular function: alcohol-forming very long-chain fatty acyl-CoA reductase (NADP+) activity. The transcript is spliced from 3 exons. NCBI's taxonomy places the organism in Eukaryota, Metazoa, Arthropoda, Insecta, Diptera, Culicidae. Bases 198 to 1685 code for a protein of 495 amino acids. Gene Ontology annotation, cellular component: peroxisome.
UUGUUGAGAAGGAUGAGUCUUCGCUAUUUACUCAAUCGAAUCGAAACAAAUAUUGUCAGCGUUUUGUUUGCCGGGAAAGUUUGGUUUGCUUUUCAGGUACUGAGUAUUGAGUAUUAAUUUGCGAACCAUUCGUUGUAUCAAUUUCAGUAGAGAAAUAUCAGUAGAAAGAUCAGCAUCUGCUUUGGAAGAUUUGCAAGAUGGGAGAUUGUGGAAUUCUGAAUGUUCGGGAAUUCUAUCAGGAUUCAGUUAUCCUGAUUAGUGGAGCUUCUGGGUUCGUUGGACAAGUACUGCUGGAGAAAAUUUUAAGGAGCCUCAACCCUCGGAAAGUAUACGUCAUGAUAAGGUCAAAAAAGGACUCUAGUGCUGAUGAAAGACUUAUCAAAAUGUUCGAAGAUCCUCUAUUCAAUGCAGUGAAAACUCCUAAACUGAUGGAUAAAAUCAUACCGGUGGAAGUGAAUUUUGAUCAAACCGAAAACGUUAUUCCCGAAAUUAUGAUGAACGAAUUAUGUGACGAAGUGACUGUGGUAUUCAAUCUUCUAGCAUCAAUAAACUUUAAUGAACCCUUGGACUGUGCUUUAAAAGUUAACGUAGAUUACACAGAUCGAAUCUUGGAACUUGCGAAUCAAAUGAAACGGAUCAAAUCUGUGGUGCACAUCUCAACGUUCUAUUCAAAUUGUGAUAAAAAUGUAAUCGAAGAGCGAAUUUACGAAGAUAUCGGAUUUGGUGGCUGCGACAAUAUCAGAAACAUUCUUUCCAAGUUGGGUGAUUACGAAAAGGAAGUAAUGACGAAACAAUUUAUUGGAGGUCUCCCAAACACCUACACAUUCAGCAAAAAGUGCGCAGAAGUUUUGAUAAAGGAGAAAUUUACCUCACUUCCCAUUGGAAUAUUUCGACCACCUAUAGUCAGUUCCGCAUAUCGAGAACCACUUCCGGGCUGGAUAGACAACUUCAAUGGACCCUCCGGAAUGGUGGCUCCUCUAUCCGAAGGACUCUACAGUGCCGUUCGACUUGAUCCUGCCAAGAAACCGUUCAUCGUUCCUGUUGAUUACUGCGUCAAUGCUAUGCUUGUCUGCGCCGUAGACAUCACCUCGAAGCAAUCCAGCCGAAGUGUGGUUCCUGUCUACAACUAUACCGAAUCGGAAGGAGUUCGAAGUUGGGAUCAAAUUGUUAAAAAUAUGGUUCAAGGAUUACCUCUAAUGAAACGUAUUCUAGCAUCCUUUCUAACGGUAACCGUUACCAAAAACCGACUUCGCUACGCCUGGGCCAAAGCGAUUAUGAUGCUUCAGGGCCACCUUUUGGACGUUAUCCUACAAUUAAGAGGUCGCAAACCCAUGAUGGCGGCUAUCUUCGGGAAAAUGAUUUCCCUAAGUAGAGUUUUGGAAUUUUUCUGUCUCAACGAGUGGACCAUGCAUAACGAAAACACUCAUCGAUUACUCCGGUCUAUGAGCGAAGAAGAAUUGAAAAUAUUUCCUUUCGACUUGACAUCAGUCGAUUGGGAAGCAUACUAUAGGAAUUUUGUUUCCGGUGUUGUACAGUAUGCCAUCGAGCCUAGGAAGAAAAAGUUUGCGAUGAGUGAAAAUAAUGCAGUUGUCUAUCGGAGUAUUUGGCAUAUUCUAGAGCUGAAUAGAUGGCUAAAAACGAUUGCAAAUUUCCUGAAGAGUAUAAUUUUAAGACAUAGUAAAUAA